This is a messenger RNA of Penicillium pulvis, 1767 nucleotides long. RefSeq lists its product as uncharacterized. The transcript has a single exon. NCBI's taxonomy places the organism in Eukaryota, Fungi, Ascomycota, Eurotiomycetes, Eurotiales, Aspergillaceae. The coding region runs from base 1 to 1767 and encodes 588 amino acids. The record is from RefSeq and is a predicted model, not a curated record.
AUGAGCGAGAUUAUCCCCGAUGAAGAAGAGGAUCAUUUGGAUUUGAUUCUCCGAGAAGAACCCUUGGUUGACCAUUACGACUCUGCUUCGGACAGCUCUUAUCAAGAAACCGAUGAUGAGGAAGCUAAAACAUCUAAAAAGAAGAUCGUUUCUGCCAAGGUUUCCUCUACCCCGAUCGGUCAAAAGAGGCCAUCUCAAAAGAAACCAUCUAAAGAAGUAGCGCAGCAGACAACCUAUUUCCUCCAUCGUGGGAUAGAUCUCCCGCCGGGACAAGAGCGCCCAAAUCGGUGGACAGAGUCCCAAGCUAAAUACCAAAGAGCCAUUGAAGCAGAGCGUGAUGUAUACGAGACUUUGAUGGAUUCUCGUGCGCAAGAUCUUGCUGCUCACCUUUACAAUACUUAUGUGGCUUACCGACAACCCAAACAAAAGGACAACUCCGGCGAUCCUCGGGUCUCAGAGGAAGAGGAAAAGGCUUUCCGCAAAAGAUGGGUAGCGUGGCCUAUGCCAGAUAUCUGGGUUCCUCGUGCAGGCGAAACUGCUUUUGACGAGCCGGAGGACCCUAACGAAUUCCAGAUGUCUGAUACUCGCCCCAGUGGCGAGUUGGAAGAGUGCGUCAUUGCAACAAUGAUGAAGACCGCCAGGGAAAGGUUCACGGCUCGCGAGUGGGACGGUGUGAGCGACGAUGACAACGCGGAACUUCAUGAAGAGAAAAAUAGCCCGGAUCCAGACGCGAUGGAGAUUGAUAGUGACACAACAAACGACGAAAACAAAGUUGAAGGCCAAAAAAGUGAAUAUGAUCAGAGACGAAGACAAAUGCCAAUCAGCUUGGAAGACGACAUCGCCGCUCGCCAGAAAUUACUGCCUCUUUCGCGCACCGCUAUCUCGCAUUUAGAUCAGUUGUUAAUGGGGCUGCACCAUUCACUAAGGAAUCGAGGCAGAAAUUUGUACGACAGCGACGACUCUGCCACUGACACUGAUGAUGAUGGAUCACGGUCACGAUCACGAUCACGAUCCCGACGUAAGGCUCGGAAAGGAAGCCAACCCCGCGGUCGGAAGCCAGGUCGAGGGAUUCGAUCCUCUGGGCAAUCCUCACGCGAUGUAUCAAAUUUAAGGUCAUCUCCACAGCCCGAGAACACACAAAAUGACGUCGAUGAAAACCAAGAGUCAAUAGAUCGUUCAGGGGCACUCAUGUUAAAAAUGUUGCAGCGAUUUCCCCUACGGGAUUGGAGCGAGGUCAUGGGCGUUGCUUCAAUGGUGGGCCUGCCACCCAACGCAGUCAAACGAGCCGCAAAGCGUUGUGCGGAUCUACUCGAGCAAGAUAUGACAUUCCGAACAUUCCACGAAGGCCGCAUUGAGAAAGUGGGACGUCUCCCAGAUAAGACUUGGGAUUACGACUAUAUUGAAAGCGAAACCAAUGACGAAUCCGACAUCGAUUCAGGCCGAAUACCCAAAAGCAGAGCUCAAAGUAGGAAUAGCUCCAGAGGCGCUACACGGUCACCAUCACGACAACCCCAUCCUGCUCCAGUUGUGGUUCCAGCUGUUAUUCCGGCGCCUCCACCAAUCACAGUCUCUCAUCCCGGCUCUUCGAAUCCAAAGGUGGCACAGAAACCGAUUCCGGCUAAACAGCCUGGCUUUGGAAGUAGUUCUCGUCGGCAGGAAGUCCUCCUCUGUCCUUUCCCUUCCUGCAGUCGCAGUAAGAAAGGCUUUUCAAGGACCUGGAAUUACAAUCAACACAUGAAGAACAGACAUCCUCAAGCCGAAACUUGA